AUGUCGAUGUCCCACUACGGCAGCACCGGCAACCUGUCGCUGGGCAAUCGACAGGCCAGCCCGUCCUACGCGAGUCUGCAGCGAAAUCAGGAUGAAUACAACCGCUUCGAGACAAAGCGUCACCACGACCGCUCAUCAGAGGAACGUCGCCUGCGUGAAUCCAAUGAGUCGAAAUUCUCCGGAUACGGCAACCGGCCCGGCACCGGUGUGGAGAUGACGGAGCACAGAUGGACCGGCGGAGAGCUGAUUACAGACCCAUCGCAGCUUCCAAAAUCGCUGAAGCCGCGUCGUAUGUUCUAUUCGCCUAUCGGCGACGGUGUCGUCGCUGCUGACGGUGUUGAGAAGAAGCGUGGCCCAGUCGACCUCACCCCCCGCGUCACCAUCACCACACUCUCAAAAAUUGACCGCGGAGAGCGCGGACAAGGCGGAGUCAACGUCUAUGAAAAGGAGUGGCACUCCACUCUGCCUGGCGAGGGAGCCGCGGGGUCAGUGUUCGACGGCAAUUUCCCGAAUAUUCCGGAUGGAGGUAGAGGCCGAAGCGCCGACAGGCCGCAACCACCCCCAGCACCCAUGCCCGCACCCGAGCCACCCAUGGACAGAGGAAACCGUGGCCCACAUACAGACAACGGCAGCGGACUGCAUGGACCAGCAAAACCCACCUCGGUCACGCCAAAUUCCGGACUGGGAGGUCGCGGGGGACCUUCCGGACCUGGAGGCCCGGGACGCGGAUCUGGACUCGGUGAGCCCUACCCAGCCUACCCAGCCUACGAGGAGCCAGUACGGCCGUUGAGCUCUGCCUCCACCUUCGACCCUUACCGUGUCGUCGAUACCAAGACCGGAUAUUUGAUCACAAACCCCCGGGAGCUUAUCCACCAAUUUGCCACGACGACUCCGAUUGCUACUAUGGGCCUCGAUGACGGCACCCCACUGACAAAGCACACCAGCGUCAAGUCGAUGUACAGCACGCUGGAGACGCAGGAGACCGAGCAGAGGUUCGCCCCGUACGCCCCGUACCGAGUCCAGAAUGGCUCGUCGAGCCAUGGUGGGAACAGCGGCGUCGUUUCCCCCAAUCGUUUUGUGCGGAAUUUGAGGGAUGAGACCAUGACCCACUCACAACGUGAAGCCAACACCCAUCUGGAUGCGUUGAACCAGAGGGACCCGAACUCUAGCCAUCGCGUUCAGGAAAUCCGCCAAAAAACCAUGCACCGUGGCGGUAACGACGAUAUCGAUCAGCUGACGAACCAGCUCGUCCAUGGCCUUAACACACGAUAU
Mesorhabditis spiculigera is the source of this 1272-nucleotide messenger RNA. NCBI's taxonomy places the organism in Eukaryota, Metazoa, Nematoda, Chromadorea, Rhabditida, Rhabditidae. The record is from the annotation of a GenBank genome assembly.